Actinia tenebrosa (Australian red waratah sea anemone) is the source of this 891-nucleotide messenger RNA. RefSeq names its product rho GTPase-activating protein 26-like. Gene Ontology annotation, molecular function: protein binding; GTPase activator activity. Gene Ontology annotation, cellular component: cytoplasm. Lineage: Eukaryota; Metazoa; Cnidaria; Anthozoa; Actiniaria; Actiniidae. The record is from RefSeq and is a predicted model, not a curated record. Gene Ontology annotation, biological process: signal transduction.
AUGGAUGAUGCUGAAAAAACUGAAAUUGGACUGGAAUUUAUCAAAAAAGCCAUAGCUGCUAUAGAGAAGAGAGGCAUAACAGACCAGGGACUGUACAGAGUUGUUGGUGUAGAUUCAAAUGUCCAAAACAUGAUUUUGCAGUGCAUAAAGAAGAAAAAGAUUUAUGCUAUAGACUUGGAAAGUGAGGAUUGUGAAUUUGAGGUCAAAACGAUAACAAGUGCCCUGAAGCAACACAUUAGGAAUAUGUGCCCCCCUGUCUUYACAUUUGAUUAUCAUGAUGACUUUCUAAAUGCUGUCAAGCUAGAAACUUAUAAAAAAAGAAUAGAACAGCUAAAGAAAUUGAUACAAGCCCUUCCAGAACACAACAGAAAUCUGAUUUUCCRAAUUAUGACUCAUCUGAAAAGGGUUGCUGCUCAUUCAAACAAGAACCUAAUGGCAGCCAGUAAUCUUGGGGUCGUGUUUGGACCAACACUAAUGAAGUCUAAAGAGGAAACGAUGGCUGCUAUUAUGAAUUUGAAGCAUCAAAGUGUAGUGGUCGAGCUGUUAAUCAAGGAAUAUGAUUACAUAUUUGAUGUACCCAAGGAAGAAGAAAUAAAUAAUAUCCAGAACUCACAGAAUUCAAAACAAAAUGCAGUUGAAAGGCCAAUCUUACCGCCUAAAAAACCAAUGGGCAAAAGAAGUACAAAUGAUGGCCCUGAUGGUAAUUGCAUUGAUGGGAAGCCGCCUGCUUCUGCUAAAGCAUAUCGUCCACCACGACCACCAAAUAGGCCAGCCCAUCUGUCAAGACGGAAACAAGUACCAUCUACAGAUUCAGAGGAAGAUGAUUCAAGCUCAAAAUCAGGAUCAUCAGAAAAGCCAUCAAUUCCUCCAAAGAAAGAUGAUUUAGUGUAA